ACUGCAUUUAUGAUACAAGUGUAGGUACGGGAUUAGUAUCUGCCGUGUUAGGUUGAUUUUGUGUUUGUCGUCUGUGGUCCAUCGUAUUGUAUUGUUGUGGUCCCUUUAUGUUGAGAUUGAAUUGGUUUCGUGUCGAUUGCGUUGUGGUUUCAGAUCUGGAUUUGACUGUUCUAGUUACAGAUUAUUACUGAUUUCGUAUGUGAUCUCUGUUUGUGCUUGUAUUUUUUUUUGGAAUUUGAGUGGGAUUUAUGUAUUGUUGUUGGAGCUUGGACUAGCUUAGAGGAUCUGUGAUUGUGAUACGUGUUGAUAAGCAAUAGGUUUUCCUUGAACGUCUUCUUAACUUGCUUUUCUGCGUGAGUGACUGGAUGGAUGGUGUCAAUGAUAUACAAUUGCCUUCAGUUUUCGUGGAAUUGAACAAAUUUUAUCUCCCUUUGGCAAUCAUGUUUAGCUCUUUAGUUUGACAGUUCUAGCUGUGACACUGACCCUUCUUUGUGGCGAUGAUGCAGUACCUUGUUACGCAUUUCAGUGACUUUCAACUGGCGUGUAUUGGGAGUUUUAUACUUCAUGAAAGCGUGUUUUUCUUGUCUGGACUCCCUUACAUUUUCCUAGAAAGGACUGGUUUUCUGAGCAACUACAAAAUUCAGACCAAAAGUAAUACUCCUGAAGCCCAGGGAAAAUGCAUUGCUCGACUAUUACUUUACCAUUGCUGCGUAAACUUGCCCCUCAUGAUGGCGUCGUAUCCUGUAUUCAGAUUCAUGGGCAUGGAAAGCAGUUUUCCUCUGCCGUCCUGGAAAGUGGUGUCUGCCCAGAUCUUAUUCUACUUCAUCAUUGAGGAUUUUGUAUUCUAUUGGGGUCACAGGAUCUUGCAUACUAAAUGGCUCUACAAGAACGUGCACAGUGUGCAUCAUGAGUACGCGACACCGUUUGGUUUGACAUCAGAAUAUGCUCAUCCCGCUGAAAUUCUGUUCCUUGGUUUUGCUACCAUUGUUGGUCCGGCUCUCACCGGGCCUCACCUGAUCACCCUUUGGUUAUGGAUGAUGCUCAGAGUUAUUGAGACAGUUGAGGCACAUUGUGGUUAUCAUUUCCCAUGGAGCCCCUCGAAUUUUCUUCCUCUAUACGGCGGUGCUGACUUCCAUGACUACCAUCAUCGAUUACUCUACACAAAGUCUGGCAACUACUCAUCAACGUUUGUUUACAUGGACUGGAUCUUUGGCACCGAUAAAGGUUACAGAAAACUUAAGGCCCUAAAAGAAACCUGACAACAAACAAACGUGAAAUUCGAUUCCCGAGAGAGGUCUUGUUCUCAAAAAACCUUCUUUCUUUUGUUUUGUCUCUACCAUUUCCUCAACUUUAGUCAUAAGAACAUCAUUAUUUGCUACAAUUUGGGUUGUACAAUCAAAGCUGCUAGUCUGAAGUCGAUUCGAUGUUGAAAUUUAUACGUGACCUCGUUUCUAUUGGACUUGUUGUUACUACU
Molecule: messenger RNA, 1474 nt
Organism: Arabidopsis thaliana (thale cress)
Lineage: Eukaryota; Viridiplantae; Streptophyta; Magnoliopsida; Brassicales; Brassicaceae
Gene: SMO2-2
Product: sterol 4-alpha-methyl-oxidase 2-2
Exons: 6
Coding region: 498-1259 (253 amino acids)
Biological process (GO): lipid biosynthetic process
Cellular component (GO): endoplasmic reticulum membrane
Molecular function (GO): 4alpha-monomethylsterol monooxygenase activity; iron ion binding; C-4 methylsterol oxidase activity
Source: RefSeq, marked reviewed